AUGGCAACCGCUCCGCCCCGCCCCUCCCCUGACGUCACCCCCCGAAGCUUCCAGGCUCCGCCCCUCCCAGCUGGCCCCCCCCCCUCCCUCCCGCCCCCCCCCUUCGGCCCCCCCCCCAUCAGCCCCCCCCCCCGCACCCGCCGCAGCCGCGCACGGACCCGCAUCGGCACCGGCACCCCCGGGACCCCCCCGGGACCCCCCCGGGACCCCCCCGGCACCCACCGGGACCCAACGGGACCCACCGGCACCCACCGGGACCCCCCGAACCACCGGGAGCCCCCCCCGGAACCGCCUUGGGGUCCCCCCAUCCCCAUCCCGAGGGGCCCCCCCCGGGCCCCCCCACUCCCCGCUCUCUGUCCGCGCCGCCCGGUCCCGCUGGCGGGUUUCUGGGGCUCGGGCUCCCCCGGCGGCGCGGCGCGGGGGGGGCUCUGCUCCAGGCUGGACGCGCUCAAGCACUGGGAUGGGGGGGGCCCGCUGUGGUGCGAGAGGGGGGUCCAGGCGCUGCUCACGGCCGUGGGCGCCUUCGCGGCCUUCGGCCUCAUGACCAUCGCCAUCGGCACCGACUAUUGGCUCUACGCCCGCGCCUUCAUCUGCAACACCAGCAACGCCUCCGGCGACGACGCGGCGCAGCGCGACCGCCGCGACCCCGGCGGCAUGACCCACUCCGGCCUCUGGAGGGUGUGCUGCCUCGAAGGCCUCAAGCGGGGGCUUUGCCUGAAGAUCAACCACUUCCCCGAGGACAUGGAGUACGACCAUGACAGCGCCGAGUACCUGCUCCGGGUGGUCCGAGCCUCCAGCAUCUUCCCGAUCCUGAGCGCGGCACUGCUGCUGCUGGGGGGGGUCUGCGUGGCCGCCAGCCGCCUGCGGGGGGCCCGCACCAGCCUCGUGCUGGGGGCCGGUAUCCUCUUCGUGGCUGCUGGUCUCAGCAACAUCAUCGGGGUGAUCGUGUACAUCUCGUCCAACGCGGGGGAGCCGGGCCCGCGCCGCGAGGAGCCCAAGAAGAGCCAUUACUCCUACGGCUGGUCCUUCUACUUCGGGGGCCUCUCGUUCAUCCUGGCCGAGGCCAUCGGCGUCCUCGCCGUCAACCUCUACAUCGAGCGGCACCGCAAGGCCCGGGGGGGGGGCGGCCCCCUCCUGCCCUCCAUAACGCGUUCGGGAAGGAACCACCCGGCGGGGGGGGGGCCCGAGAGUGCGUCCGGGACCAGCACCCUGAAUCGCAAGACAACCCCCGUGUAG
This is a messenger RNA of Strigops habroptila (Kakapo), 1236 nucleotides long. It is a transcript of the gene CACNG8, whose product is annotated as calcium voltage-gated channel auxiliary subunit gamma 8. The record is from RefSeq and is a predicted model, not a curated record. Gene Ontology annotation, biological process: neurotransmitter receptor transport, postsynaptic endosome to lysosome; positive regulation of synaptic transmission, glutamatergic; calcium ion transport. Gene Ontology annotation, molecular function: channel regulator activity; voltage-gated calcium channel activity. NCBI's taxonomy places the organism in Eukaryota, Metazoa, Chordata, Aves, Psittaciformes, Psittacidae. The transcript has 6 exons. Bases 1 to 1236 code for a protein of 411 amino acids. Gene Ontology annotation, cellular component: postsynaptic density membrane; AMPA glutamate receptor complex.